AUGUGGCGACUGCUGACGAACUCGUUUGUCACCGAACGCGUAAUUCCCCGGUUCCACUUCUCACACAAGAAGCUACGUGUGGCCAUACACUUCCUUGGAUUUCUCUCCACUUUCGUUGGUAACCUGGAACGGGGAGGUUGGUCGGUCCGGUAAGUAGAUUUCUGAAAAUUUUGACCUUUUUCUCUUGCUGCUGUGGCCGGCUUUUUGUGGAUUGGAUUUGGUUCGUCGACUGGUGGAUUUUCGUAGCAAAGUUGAGAUUUUGUGAACCGAGCUUGGCUAAAAAUUGUAUCUUGGCAUCCUAGGGGAGCGGAGAUUGGGGAUUUCCCGACGACAACCGCUGGGAGCGAUGAUUUCUUUCUUUCUCUAUCGGGAUUGUUGUAGAUGAUUGGUGUUUGGGUUUUUGAGGUGCAGGCUGUUGGCUCCGGCAAAAAAGAGUGAGGUUUUUCCGAUUUGGAUUUGUCAAAAUUUAGGAAUCGCCAGUGAGGUGUGCGGAUUUUGAUGGAUAAGAUCGGCUGUCUGAGGUCCUGCUGUUCUCGGUUUGCAGGUCCCUCACUAACUGUUGGUAAAGGUAAAAAUUCCCAAGCUCACAUCAGGAUUACUUAUGGGUUUAGCCUACUAAAAGGAACAGCAGAUCAUCCUAUUGAGGAUUAUCAUGUGGCUAAAUUUGUUCGCAUGAGAGAUCAGGAACUUGGUCUGUUUGCUGUGUUUGAUGGCCAUUUGGGUGAUACUGUGGCAUCAUACUUACAGAAGCAUUUAUUUACCAAUAUCAUAAAGGAGGAAGAUUUCUGGACCAAUCCUGAUAUAGCCAUCAGAAGGGCCUAUGAGAAGACUGAUAAUGAGAUACUCUCUCAUAGUCGUGAUUUGGGGCGUGGUGGAUCCACUGCUGUUACUGCAAUUCUUGUAAACGGCAGCAAAUUGUGGGUGGCUAAUGUUGGUGAUUCACGAGCUGUUCUGGCCACGCGUCGAGAGGUGAUACAGAUGACAACGGAUCAUGAACCGAAUUCUGAACGUGAGCGUAUUGAAACAAGGGGUGGAUUUGUUCUUAACAUGCCAGGGGAUGUCGCAAGAGUUAAUGGGCAAUUAGCUGUUUCGCGGGCUUUCGGAGACAAGUGCCUCAAGCCACAUUUAAGUUCAGAUCCUGAUAUACAAGUUGAAGACACAAACUCAGAAGCAGAGCUGCUCAUCCUUGCAAGUGACGGCCUCUGGAAGGUGAUGAACAAUGAGGAGGCUGUUGAUCUUGCAAGAAAAUUCAAGAAUCCACUAUCAGCAGCCAAGCGGCUGACUCUGGAAGCUUUCAACCGAGAUAGUAAAGAUGACAUAUCGUGCAUUGUUGUUCGAUUCAAGCGGUAGGAUUCAGUCAUAAACCUCAUAAGAUGGUCAUCAAGAGCUUCAUUACUUUACAGAUGCUUGUAUGACUUACUACUCGUGCUGUUUUCUUGUAAAUGCUUCUAUAAGUUCAUGUAUAUCAGGUUCUUUUUUGUACAAACCAAUCAUAUUUUACUAGUGCAUAUAUGGAGACCGCAAAACUGGGAUAAAUCUGAUAUUUUUUUCAGAAGGUGAUGAGAAGGGUCAUGUAGUGUCCUGCUGUUUAUCAAGUACAGAGAUUGGUAUUAUGCUUGCA
Molecule: messenger RNA, 1621 nt
Organism: Musa acuminata subsp. malaccensis (wild Malaysian banana)
Lineage: Eukaryota; Viridiplantae; Streptophyta; Magnoliopsida; Zingiberales; Musaceae
Source: RefSeq, a predicted model, not a curated record